AUGACUCCCACUCUCGACUACAAUGGGUUCCCCAACAUCAUCGACAUCAUCAUCGGCUUUGCUCCUCACAAAGCCCUCCUCGCCUUGCGCGCAACGUGUCGUGACAUCAAGAACAAAGUCGAUCCCAUCCUCCAUCGCCACAUCCGGCUGGGUCGCCGCCAAGACGACCACUCUCAGUGGCGAGUCUGGGGUACCGCGAUUUGGCUCGAUGACGACACGUUGAACACCAACGCCCGCAUCCUCGAUAUGCAAGAGGCCGACUUUUUCAAGGACGACGCCAUUGUCGAUGACAUCAACGAUGGCAGGUUUGGCAAUACACACCUUGUCCGUGUCCUUCCCAUCCCAGAACACGAGCUCGGGGAUAAGGAGGACGGCACGGUUGAUAUCGAUCUCAAGGUGCCCAACUCGGCAGUCGUGGCCUUUAUUGAGUGCCAUCGAAGCCUCCCACCCGUCAUCCGAUUUUGGGGCGACAUGGAUAUGGUGGUGGUUGCCCUCAUGUACCAUCCCAACUGGUUUGAUGGUCCGUUUGGCCACUCGUGCUUUAUUCCGGACUUUAAUGAAGCCGACUAUGAUAAGGAUGUCUACCUCCUACUCGUUCCUGAUGGCGAGCCUUGGAGCCAUGGCGACCCAGCUAAGGCUGAGGUUGCGGGGAUCCUCACCAAGCUGUUGCUCGAGGUUGUCGAUAAACUCCAUUACCACAUUAAGGAGAAUCAGCGCAUCACGUUCGUUGGCGCUGAAUCGUGGGACCACCGUUGGCUUGACCGGCGCAUCAAGCUUUUGGGCUGGGACAGCGACAGCGACAACGACAGCGACUGGGGUAGCGGCAGCAACGGCGAUGCUGGGUUGCAAAGCAUGACCCUCAAGGAGAUGUGCGAGCCAGGCGCCAGCGUCGCGGACCGGUUCCAAUGGUGGAUCAACAAGGUAGCAAACAUUCACCUUUUGGGGGAUGAACACGAGGGUGAAGACUUGUCCAUGCGUGUUUCUUUCAUGACAAUGAAGGAAUUCAAGGCCAAGCUCGGCAACGAGGUCGCCGAACUCAUCAUCUCGCCAUACAAGAGUCGCGACUAG
Messenger RNA from Cutaneotrichosporon cavernicola, 1068 nucleotides. RefSeq lists its product as uncharacterized. NCBI's taxonomy places the organism in Eukaryota, Fungi, Basidiomycota, Tremellomycetes, Trichosporonales, Trichosporonaceae. The coding region runs from base 1 to 1068 and encodes 355 amino acids. The transcript has a single exon. The record is from RefSeq and is a predicted model, not a curated record.